This is a messenger RNA of Pecten maximus, 4670 nucleotides long. Its product is annotated as cytochrome P450 4A25-like. Bases 669 to 1604 code for a protein of 311 amino acids. The record is from RefSeq and is a predicted model, not a curated record. NCBI's taxonomy places the organism in Eukaryota, Metazoa, Mollusca, Bivalvia, Pectinida, Pectinidae. The transcript has 13 exons. Gene Ontology annotation, molecular function: monooxygenase activity; oxidoreductase activity, acting on paired donors, with incorporation or reduction of molecular oxygen; iron ion binding.
AUACCAUCUCCACGGUGGAUACUGAGCAGAAACCCCUACACCUGACCUCUCCAGACAGGAAACAGACGUCAGUUCACUAUUAAAGCUCCUUGGACCAGCUGAAAUGGCUUCUAUACCAGUAAUUGUGGCCACAUUAGUGUCAGGGUACCUCAUGUGGAGACUAAUCAGGUUUGCGAUGACGUACCGGAUGUGGAACCGCAUACACAAUUCCACUACCCCGAUGGGUACUCGACACCCGAUCUAUGGCACAAUGCACCACUACUCAGACGCGGAGGGAUUCUUGAAGCAUGUCAUGCCUAUUAUACAUAAUACUCGCGCCAAAAUGUUGUCGGGCUGGCUGUUCUGCCUCUUCCCAACGUUUGUCGUCUGCCACCCCGACACUGCCAAACUGUUGCUCCGCUCGUCCGAACCCAAGGCAAAGCGCUUCACCAUGGUGUACCGAUCCAUCUUACCUUGGUUAGGGUGAUGGUUUAUUGGUGAGCGAUGGACCAAAGUGGGAACGGAACCGGAAGUUACUGACCCCCGCCUUCCAUUUUGAUAUUCUCCAACCAUAUGUAAACAUCUAUAACAAAGUCACCGACAUAUUACUGGACAAGCUAUGGUCAGAGGGUAAGGACGGCCAGUCUGUAGAGGUGGCCGGACCGGUGGGGCUAGCCACACUGGACACCAUGUUGAGGUGUGCCUUCUCGUACGAGGGAGACGUCCAACUUAAAGGGGAGAGCCAUCCAUACGUCCGAGCGGUCAAAGAUCUGUCUCACACCUGCAUUCGGAGGACCAUCCGGCCUUGGCUAUUCCCGGAUCUGGUAUUUUACCAUACAAAAGAAGGCCGACAGUUUCGGUCUCUCACACAAUACGUCCAUACAUUCUCCUCUGACAUCAUCAAGGCCAGACGAAAAUCUAUCACCGCUGAUCCUUCCCAACUAGACAAACGGCGGCUCGAUUUCUUGGACAUACUGUUGUCAGCUAAGGAUGAAACCGGAACUGGAAUGUCGGAUGAGGAUAUUCAGGCGGAAGUAGACACAUUUAUGUUUGAAGGUCAUGACACCACAGCCUCAGCCAUCAGCUGGGCAAUCUAUGCCCUGGCCAAGUACCCGCGGGAGCAGGAACGUUUGGCAGCGGAAGUGAAACAGGUUAUCGGAACACGGACAUGCGUAGAAUGGGAAGAUUUAUCUAAACUGCGCUAUCAGAGUGUAUUUAUCAAGGAGGUUAUGCGCAUGUACAGUCCCGUGCCUUUUGUGGCGCGAUGCCUGACGCGCCCUCUGGUGUAUGAGUCCACAGUAAUUCCUGCAGGGUUUGGUGUAGAUAUCAACAUUCAUGGCAUUCACCACCAUCCGGAUGUGUACCCCGAUCAUGAAACUUUCCGACCAGAGAGAUUCUCCGACGGCUCUGUGGAGGAAAGGGAUCCGUACGCAUUUGUACCAUUCUCUGCUGGACCUAGGAAUUGCAUCGGUCAAAAUUUUGCUCUAAACGAAAUCAAAGUUGUGCUAACAAGACUUUUGAGAAGAUUUCACGUGGAACUCGACGAGGAUCACGAGGUCACGUUCGUACCGGAUAUGGUAAUGAGGGCAAAGUACGGAAUCAAAGUCAGACUGUUGCCUCGCUGAUCGACGGAGAUGGAGUUUAAUACCAUUGUUCAUUAAGCUUUAAAAUGCAUUAUUUGACAACAACAACAACAACAAAAACAACAACAAAAAUAAUUAAUCAAAAAUCAAAUUGAAUAAUCAUACGAUGGUUUCAUUUAUUGAGAGAUUGUUUGCAAAUGGGAUAGAAUCUUGAUUGAUAGAAACGUUUUUAAUGCAAAUUUAUUGUAUAGGAAUGUAUAUGACAAAAUAUAUUUUAGAUUGAUAUCGUUAAUUGAUAUCGUAACCAGCUUCAAGACAGUAUUAGUGUCUGAUAUUUACAUGUUACUUGUUCAUACUGAAACAUUCUAUCAUAAUCCAACGACUCUUGGAUGGCAUUUAUUGUAUUAUCAUGGUGUCAAGCAUCAUUCGACAUCCAUCACGGGAAAAGUGAUACUCGGAAUCACGAUCACUACCUAUUCUUUACAAAAAGUUGUCUAGUUGACGCGUCAUGAGAACAGAGAUGUUAUGCUAUAAUUUUUUUUAAUUUUCUAUCAUCAUCUUUUCCUUCCUUGAUAGUAACGUCCAUGCCUCACUUGCCUUACGUCAUGACUAUCAGGGAAGAUAUAUGCUGCUCAGCUGCUAAUCAUGUUAAUUUGUGCCAUAAACUUUCCCUUCCUUGACAGUUUCAUCGAUACUUACUUGCCUAACGUCAUGACGAGCAAGGAAUGUGUAUGCUACUUAGCUGUAUAAGCGUAGGGGUUUGCUUUUUCUAUCAUAAACUUUCCCCUUCAAGACAGUUACGACCAUGCCUCACUUUGCUAACGGGAUAUGGAUGUCACAGGCGAGUCGGUAAUCAUUGGAUUAAUGCGAAUAUUACGAGUCCAAAAUAUAUAUCUAACUUUGCUUGUCAAACAAGCCUGUUCUAAAGGUGUUCACAAAUGCAUGCUAAUGAUGCAUAUGAGGUUUUAAAGGCAUGGCUCUUAAUUCAUUUGGAAAUAAUCUGUCUCUUUGUGCGUUACGAACUUUAACAUUUUCGAUAGUGUUCUUUAGAACGGAUCUGGUUUCUUUAUAAAAUACCUCUUAUUUCAAUGGCGUGAAAUCUCUUGGAUAUUUUCUAGAAUAAAUUUGCAAAUGACAGCAAAUAAACUUAAAACGGGCCCCCGGAACACCCAGUCUUCCAUCCUUUAGACUUUUAAAUUGCUUCCACUUGGAAAUUGCCUCAUUCUUCAUUCAUUCUUUGAUCAAUUGUCGUCAACAUCAACGGUGUAUUGACAUAUUAGUCCUGUAUACUCUAUACUGCGAUGCCACGUAGCGUGACUAUGCAGGUUUCGCUUGUAACAGCUUUGAUACUUGUUCAGCAGGAGGUAGCUAUCACGUGACCAUGGGUAAUGCAUGGUGGGGAGAGUUCUAAUCAAUCUUAUCAGUGAAAUUGACACACAUUUCAUUUUGGUCUGUUAUUUCGUGACACCCUUCAAGACUAACGGGUAUGCAGUACGACUAUAUAGAGACAACCUUUUGUAUUAUUGAUCAGGGAAAUGUUUUGCACGCGUGUUUUGUUGAUCGUGACCUGUGUUAACAUGAUCUACAUUUAAGUUGGGUAGAAACGUCAGGACUUUUGUAAUAUAAUGAUACUUUGAUAUACCUAUGAUAUAAUGUAUAUCUAUUACAGCAAUAUUAAAUAUCUAUCAGAAUACACUUAUAUAUAUCUAUUGUAAUAUGAAUAUUAUACUUUAACAAAGGUGCACCCAUGAUUUGUGUUAGGACGUUUGUUGUAAUAAGAUACUGUUAUAUGUUUUUAUAUUACUAUAAAAGUAGAAAAGUAUGUCUCCUAUCAAUGUUGAUGUUCCAUGUGCUACCAUUGUUUGUCCUUUAUUAGUGCUGUAAUAUCCAGACCAUUAGUAUCAAAUGCUGACAUUAUCUUUCAUUAUAGAUUUCAAUGGUGUCAUACAAAAUCAAUCAAACUUUAACUAUAGCAGACAACGUAAAGAUUUAAGAGCCGUUCGUCACUGCUUUGUGUAUCGAUCGGUGGGCAACAGCUGUAGUAUUGUGCUAAAGACAAAAGUGAACAGUGCCCUUAAGAUUAGACAUACAGUAAAAUGAUAACAGUUAAUAAUUAAUACCACGGGACUAGGGGAAAUAGUUCAGUGUAUCCGAAGUUCGUUAUGUUUAGCAGAAAGUUGUAUCAAGUCUGUGCGUCUUGAGAAUGCUUUGCUGUAUAUAUAUUAAAUGGCGAAUAAUGAAUGUAGACAAAAUAACGUUUUGAUAUUUCAAAACAUUUAUCACAGAAGUAAUCAACGCCAACUUUUCGAGAAAGAAAAAAAACCCAAACAAACAAGCACACAAACCGAACAUCAUAAAGAUGUUUAAUUGAUAGUAGUGUCAAAGGGAUGGAAGCCAAACUAGUGAAUACACGUAUUUGAUGUACUUCACACCCACGUGGUUAGAAUUAAAAAUAAUCAUAAACUGGGUAUAAAAUACUUCAUUUUCUGCUUAAAACAGAUGGAAGUCCCUUCUUUGAUGCAGUGGUAAGAUGUAAGGAAGAUGACGAAGUUCCAUUAUUUAUAAUACUUGGUUGAGAUCAAUUAUCAUUAAAUGUAUUAUGAUAACGACAAUAAAAAUGUCAGAUUUAUCUGUUGGGUUUAAAACCUGUACGUGGAAGUAGUUGUUGUUUUAAAUUCGUCUGUAAUGUAUUGAAUGACUCGCACUUACUAGUAAUUUAAUUUCCAUGCGAUUGUUUUAUGUUAAAGACACAGAAAUCAUAACGUAAAUAAAUAUAAAACAUAUUAUUCUUAUCUUCAUUCACAUGCAGAGAUAAUUAUGUUCAAGAUUUCAGACAACCGGUUUGUAAUAUGCACAUUUAAAGAAUAUGGAGCAGAUUACAAACUGUAUUGAUUUUAACCCAUGAUCUUACUUAUUUCAUCCUAAUAUUUUCUACAUACCUAAUCCAACACUUUAAAAACGACAAUGAUUAUUAUGACAAAGCAAACCAAUACAACAUAACCUGUUAUUCGAUGGUGUUAACUCUAAUAUAAUGCUUUAUCACAUUUAAAAAUAUCACUUUUUAACAUCACUUUUUCUGAUUUGAUUAAUCAAACUACUUACAAACGA